Molecule: messenger RNA, 522 nt
Organism: Microthlaspi erraticum
Lineage: Eukaryota; Viridiplantae; Streptophyta; Magnoliopsida; Brassicales; Brassicaceae
Source: the annotation of a GenBank genome assembly
AUGAAAAUGGGAAUGGGUUUAGUCUUUCUUACAGUUUUCUUGGCAGUGAUGUCUUCUACAAGGGUCUCUGCUCAGACAAGCUGCACAACCGCGUUGAUCAGCAUGUCGCCGUGUCUCAACUACAUAACCGGAAACUCCACCUCUCCUUCCCAGCAAUGCUGUCGUCAAUUAUCCAACGUAGUCCAGUCUUCUCCUGACUGUUUGUGUCAAGUCCUCAACGGUGGUGGCUCUCAGCUUGGUAUCAACGUCAACCAAACACAAGCUAUUGAAUUGCCAAAGGCUUGUAAUGUUCAGACUCCUCCUGUCAGUCGCUGUAACAACAACGGUGGUGGUGGUUCUACUACUGCUGACUCUCCUGCAGACUCACCAAACUCUUCCGGACCAGGAAAUGGAUCGAAGACCGUGCCAGUAGGAGAAGGAGACGGACCACCAUCCUCUGAUGGAAGCUCUAUCAAGCUCUCAUAUCCUCUUCUUACCUUCCUCUCCGCUGCUUCCUACAUCGCAAUCUUCUUGAAAUUCUGA